Helianthus annuus (common sunflower) is the source of this 756-nucleotide messenger RNA. RefSeq names its product 50S ribosomal protein L12, chloroplastic. Gene Ontology annotation, molecular function: structural constituent of ribosome. The record is from RefSeq and is a predicted model, not a curated record. Bases 97 to 549 code for a protein of 150 amino acids. Gene Ontology annotation, cellular component: ribosome. Gene Ontology annotation, biological process: translation. NCBI's taxonomy places the organism in Eukaryota, Viridiplantae, Streptophyta, Magnoliopsida, Asterales, Asteraceae. The transcript has a single exon.
CGCCUGUAUACAGUUUAUCCAAAAUCAACCAAACCUGUUAUCAAUCCUCUUAUCCUAUCGCUUCAUUCCCUUUCGUCUCUGUCGAGCUCUGUUGUAAUGGCGUCUUCAGCACUCUCCACAGUCACUGAACGCUCCUUCUCUUAUCCACCACGCGCCACCACCACUCUAUCACCCUUCUCCCCCAAACAAACCCUAGAAUUCCCCCUCCGAGCCCCCAAAUUCAGCCACCGGUCCACAUUCUUCCGCCCGGUCGCCGUCGUAGCCACCGAUGAGAAGGUUGUCCAGCUAGGCGAUGAAAUCUCAAACCUAACCCUAGCUCAGGCACAAUCACUGGUUGAGUACCUCCAAGACAAGCUCAGAGUCACCGCCGCGUCAUUCGCUCCUGCUGCCGUCGUGGCCGCACCUGGUGGCGCCGGAGCAGAGGCGGCGGAGGCUGUGGAGGAGAAGACGGAGUUUGAUGUUGUGAUUGAUGAUGUUCCGAGUAACGCGAGAAUUGCGACGAUUAAAGCGCAUUUUCAAAUGAUUAAAGCGCAUUUUCAAAUGAUUUAGUAUCAUCGUGGAUAAUAUCUUCUGAUGAAAUCUCCCCAUCUUUUAGAUAAGCUAGCGCACAUGCAAUCAUACUAGAUAAUUCAUUUCAUAAACUGAUACUAUAUGAUUGCUAGUAGCUAAUGGAAAAUGAAUCUUUGAACCCUGCUCCGUUAGAAUUGGUGGUGGUGGGUGCUGGAUGAUGUGUUGCAGAUGCAAACCCAUCGAUGG